Melanotaenia boesemani (Boeseman's rainbowfish) is the source of this 873-nucleotide messenger RNA. It is a transcript of the gene sec61b, whose product is annotated as SEC61 translocon subunit beta. The record is from RefSeq and is a predicted model, not a curated record. Gene Ontology annotation, biological process: intracellular protein transport. The coding region runs from base 153 to 446 and encodes 97 amino acids. NCBI's taxonomy places the organism in Eukaryota, Metazoa, Chordata, Actinopteri, Atheriniformes, Melanotaeniidae. The transcript has 4 exons. Gene Ontology annotation, cellular component: Sec61 translocon complex.
AGUCGUGUCCUUUUUAGACGAACGUCAGCCUUGGAAGAUCUCUUCUCCAAUUUUGUACCAAAUCGCAGUGACUGUUUGCUGUUCAUUUCUCGUGGAGAUCAGCUUGAAGAGAGGCUCAGGGUUUCAGCCUGCAUCAGGAUAAAUAGAAUAAAAUGCCUGGACCAGCAGCAAGUGCAACUAAUGUUGGGGCGUCUAGCCGUUCCCCCAGCAAGACAGUGGCUCCCCGUGCAGCAGGCUCCACAGUCAGACAGAGAAAAGCAACCAGCAGUGGUACACGCAGUGGCGGCAGGACCACGGGAUCUGCAGGUACUGGUGGGAUGUGGCGCUUCUACACUGAAGACUCGCCAGGCCUGAAAGUCGGUCCGGUGCCAGUCCUGGUGAUGAGUCUCUUGUUUAUUGCUUCGGUCUUCAUGCUUCACAUCUGGGGGAAGUACACCCGCUCUUAAACCUGAUGACCUUUGACCCUGCGCCUCAGCUUCUUAACUUCGUGGACCUGGACCAAACAACAAAUGAACAAGUUUCAACUUCCCUCCAUCAGCAUCACUACAACACACAAAUUGGAUUUUUUUUUGUGAUCAUUUUACUAAUGCAAGAUCUUAAUCUGCAUCAGACUUUGGUGGACCCUUCGCUGCUUCAUCCUAUCACUUCAUGUUUUACAAUUGAUGUGAAGAGGAGAACGCCUCGCCAUGUCAGAUGUCAUGAAGCAGCGGCAUGAAGACAAUGUGGUGCCCAAGGACUUUUUUUUUUUUUUUUUUUUUUUUUACAGGCCCCACCAAACAUUUCUCUAUGUAGCCUGAGUUCUGUUUUUUUUUUGUUAACAUUUGUACAAAAUUAAAUUGUAAAAUUGUACAAUAAAAAAUUUUAAAAGUGUCA